CCUAACCGCCGUUUCCGCUCGGACGCAUGCACUGCAGCACACAACUUGCAAAAUUCUUGCAUGAACUGCAAUCCGUAUAGUAUUUGGAGUUCUGUGACGACAUCCUGGUUCUGGAGAACGGGGAGGUACUGGAGUCGGGGAACCAUCAGGCUCUGAUGAAGGCGAAUGGACGCUACGCUCAGCUCAUCAGGUGGAACAGUCCAAGACUCAGACAGAAGAGGAGGAGGCUCCGCCCCAGCACGCCGCAGAGGAGAUGGGGGAAGUGGAGCUGAGACAUCGUUCAAACAGCGGCAUCGUCAACCAAGCCUUCGACAUAACAGACGAAUACGAGAUGGGAGUCACAACCAGCACAAAAGCAUCUGAGGGUGCUGACCAGCUGGUCAGCCAGGAGUCCUCCACAGAAGGUGCUGUCUCCUGGAGAACCUACCAGCGCUACUGCAAGGCAGCGGGAGGUUACAUCAUCAUCUUGAUCACCUUGCGGAACGCGGUGGUGAUGAUUGGAUCCAUGGCCUUCGGCAACCUGUGGCACUUUUUCACACAGGGACAUGUAGCUUUGGAUAUGUUCUCCCUUAAUAAUAAAAGUUUUAUUUAA
Molecule: messenger RNA, 592 nt
Organism: Dunckerocampus dactyliophorus (ringed pipefish)
Lineage: Eukaryota; Metazoa; Chordata; Actinopteri; Syngnathiformes; Syngnathidae
Product: ATP-binding cassette sub-family C member 5-like
Exons: 6
Coding region: 254-592 (112 amino acids)
Source: RefSeq, a predicted model, not a curated record